This is a messenger RNA of Neodiprion virginianus, 3322 nucleotides long. It is a transcript of the gene jing, whose product is annotated as mediator of DNA damage checkpoint protein 1. The transcript is spliced from 8 exons. Bases 167 to 2764 code for a protein of 865 amino acids. Lineage: Eukaryota; Metazoa; Arthropoda; Insecta; Hymenoptera; Diprionidae. The record is from RefSeq and is a predicted model, not a curated record. Gene Ontology annotation, cellular component: ESC/E(Z) complex. Gene Ontology annotation, biological process: regulation of transcription by RNA polymerase II.
CAUGAUUCCAGUCAACAUGGGCGACUGAUCGCGACGGUCGCUCUGCUCCGUAGCUGUACGCGAGGAGAUUGAAAGAAAGGGAAAGAAGGCAUCACCACCACCACCACCACCAGCAUCGCGUACCGGCGGCUCAGCGGUAAAGCAUCAGCAGUUGUUCGUUUACAAGAUGGCAGACGGGCCGUCCGGUGAAGAGGCGCCGAGCGAGUUCGGCACUGUAAAUCGCGUGCCCAAAGAAAGACACAAGUGUAAUAAUAACGAUGUAGUGAUAAACAUUGAUAAGGAAGGUGUUCGGGUUACAGAAAGUGAUAAUAUUACCUCGUGGGCGAGUGUCGACGAGAAAAAGAAACGUGAUGUUUAUGUUGGUGAUGAUGAUGAUGACGAUGACGAUGACGACGACUACGAUGAUGACGAAUACGACGACGACGACGACUACGACGAUCGUGAUGCUGGUGAUGACGAGGAAGACGACGACGUCGACGAUGACGAUGAAGUUAGCAGAGGUGGCAGUAUAAGCAGUGGUUGUGUCCAUGAUGAUGUGCCCCUUCGUUCUUCGGCAACGACCAUGGUUGUUCACAAGAAACCGCUAACGAAAGAGACUCUCGUAGUUCUCUUGCACCCUAUGAGUGUUGUUGGGAAAAAAACUGUUGGCUCGGUCGAUGAUAGAACGGCGUUGCUUGGGGAGAUUAACGGCGACGCGAUUCGCGGUGUUAUCAUCCCCGAACCGAAGAGGGGAGCGGCGGUUAAAAGUAUCGACAAAGUGCCAACGGGGGUUGGCAACACCACCUUCAAAGGACAAAUUAGAACAGCGGACGAUACCCUUGUUGGACCCUGCGGGAAGAAACGAUGCGUCGAUCGAUACGAUAGCUCGGAAAGCUCCGACAGCGGAGUGGUCGUCUCCUGCGGCGAAUGCAGCAGCAGCGGGACCAGCGACAUAACCGAGCCCGGAUCACCCUGUAGUACGAGCAGCGACGAAGGUCUCGCCGGUAUUCGAUCGAGUGGCCCAAGCCCCCUGCACAAGCUGGCGCCCCCUACGUCAACCCCCUCGCGGGGCCCUCAAUGGCCCUGGACGCCACCCCUCGCCGCCACCGCUUGUUCCACCUUGAAGAAGAUCAAGGGCGAACCGGAAGCUGGGACCCUGCCCAAGGCCGGGGCUGCCGACCCGACUAACCGAGGAAAGGGUCAGCACCGCCAUCACGAAGGGCCGAAUGGCCGAAUAAAUUGCACACAGGGAAAGAUCACCGAGUAUUUCAAGACGCAGAUCAAGCCGCAGCAAAUCAAGGUGAAGAAGUCAUUAGAAAUGUCGACGCUGGUCGCCAAGAGUUCGCCAGAAUUUCGCCGACCUCCGACAGUUCAGAGAAACAAAGGUGGACUGGCCAAGUAUUUGGGGACAACGCCUCCGAACGGAAGGCCGAACGACUGGGAGGUUCGCACGCUGACGAUGUCGCCGCCACCGUUGAAAAAGUUGCCCGUUAUCGCGCCACGUGCUCAUAAUAAAAUUGAAAAACUACCAAACCCCGUUCCUAGUCUACCUAUUUCCACCAACAUUCUAAACUCCCUUCCGACUGUAAAGCUCUCAUCCAUGCGUCUGCCGUCCAACAUCAGUCCCGAUCCAAAAAUUAUGUCCUCACCGCCUCCGACCCCGACCCCCACCCCCACCCCCACUCCCACCCCAACUCUAAAUUCGAACCCGAACCCGAACCCGACCUCCUCGCCGACGACGGAGGCUAUAGAUGACGUCGGUUUUCGAGACGACGCGUUCGCCAAGCCAACCGUAAACGAGAACAACAAUUUGACGUCGACGAUUAUUGCAACCAGAUCACAGAACGAGCAUCUCUCGCGGCCGCCCCCCACCGGUCCCCGUACCCCGCAGGACGACGAGGUAGCCCACGUUGACAACAAACCGAAGGAACCUCUGUCGCCUAUACUUUCUGCACCGACCACCAUCCGAUUUCCAGCUCAAGCACCGGGAAAGAACAGACCCCAGACAACAGACAGCGGUAUCUGCAAUUGGGACCAAUGCGACGCCAGAUUUGAGUCGAGCAGUGGUCUACUUGAGCAUUUGCAGGUUUCUCACAUCAAUACUCAAACCGGUGGUGACAAUUUCAUUUGUCACUGGCAGGGCUGUAAAGUACAAGGGAGAACUUCCUGCUCUCGUCGGUGGUUGGAGAGACAUGUUCUUUCACACGGUGGAAAUAAACCGUUCAGGUGCAUCGUUGACGGAUGUGGUAGCAGAUUCAGUUCACAGAUUACAUUAGAAAGACACGUCAAUGGUCACUUCAAUCAACCAGAAACUAGCAGCAGUAGCAGUAGAAAAAGUUGCGAGAAUGGUGGAAAAUUGGUCAGAAGAAACGGUAAACGUUUGAGAUAUAGACGACAACCUUGGUCUGCAAGGUUGUUCGACUUCAUCGACACUGGUGUUAUGGAAGGUUUGCAUCAUCGGCUUCUGGAACUUGCACGAACUCGCACACAAGGCCAUUUAGCAGAAACUCCCGGAAACUCGAUGGUCUUAACAAGUCAGGUUCUAGCUCGAAGAGUAGAGCAGGAUGGCAAGACCAAGGUGUUAAUGCGAUGGUAUCCACACGACAUAGUUCCAGACGAGUGGGUCCUUGAAUCUGAAGUGCAAGACAUGAAAUGCAUUAGAAUAUCCAACGCUGCAGCGACAUCGCCGGAUGAAGUAAACCUAGCGUUGUAUCCGGCAAUGAAUAGCGGAACGCUCCCUCAGUCUCGAACGAAACAACGCCGGAAACCAGUUAAAAACUCGUGAUACCAAUAAAUUUAUUUGACGGUAAAUAAAUGAAGAAGAGUUAUCUCCAAGAUCGCGAGAAACAUUGAAGCAGCAGUCCCGACAGGACGUCGUGGAAGGUGCUGGUGAUCAUAGUCGCGCGGUACAAACGGACAAAAUACGCGCUCCGAGUUGAACAAUGAGGUAUAAGAGGUAUUUUUAAUUUAUUUAGUGUAAUUUACGAUAAACUAGAAUAAUAAUUAUUUUACGUCUGAUUUAUGAUUUCUUGUUGUUCUCGACGCGAUCGAUUCCAGAAAAGCCGAGUCGACCAAAAGUGCCUAGCCAUGGAUGUUUCCCUAAGUUAUAAAAUCUACUGAUUAACGAUUUUCAUCUACUUAAGUAUUGACUGUUAGUUAACAUUUUCAGGAGAUAAUCACUCUGGUGGCCUUAAAAAUCAAUUAAUAUCUAAAUCGGUCUUGGCAUUUCUGGACUUGAGCUCAGAACGUUAUUCUCGGUGGCGAGAAGAAUGGUUAUGACUUGGUUAGGAGAUGUGACCUCUUGAACACGAAUAGAAAUAAACGCAACCUCCUGCUCGUAAGA